Pristis pectinata (smalltooth sawfish) is the source of this 4220-nucleotide messenger RNA. RefSeq names its product bone morphogenetic protein 3 (gene bmp3). Gene Ontology annotation, molecular function: growth factor activity; cytokine activity. NCBI's taxonomy places the organism in Eukaryota, Metazoa, Chordata, Chondrichthyes, Rhinopristiformes, Pristidae. Gene Ontology annotation, cellular component: extracellular region. Bases 279 to 1664 code for a protein of 461 amino acids. The record is from RefSeq and is a predicted model, not a curated record. Gene Ontology annotation, biological process: SMAD protein signal transduction; osteoblast differentiation; BMP signaling pathway. The transcript is spliced from 3 exons.
GUCCGAACGAGACAGAGAGGAGUAAAAGCAAGCGGCGACUACAGCCUAACGGCAUCCGUGCGAAGCGAGCCGCACACACACUCCAGUCGUUCUGGGGAAAGUCAUCCUCUCACCAGUCAGAUACCUGCAGCCACUCCAGAGCAGCACAAAACUCAACAGGACAGCCUUGGAACUUUCCGAUAUAUAUAUAUAUAUAUAUAUAUAUAAAUAACCAAAGCAAACUCUUCUUUUUCUGACUGCCCGACUGACUUCCAGAUUUGUGCGCAGUUUUAAAGAGGAUGGGCAGAUUUCAAGCGCUGGUGUUUGUGUGCGUCGGAUGGACCUGUUUAACUGCGGCGUUCUCGGAUCUGCUGAAAGAUCAUAUCCGCGGGCUGAGGGCAAUUUCUGGCUUGGGUGAGAAUUCGACGGAGUCUGCUUCCUCCCGGAAGGAGAGCCCCGCCAUCUCCAAAACACCAGACCUGCUCCAGGACACAAUGUCGGAUCACAUGCUGAUGCUCUAUGACAAGUACAAUAAAGCUGGCUAUCAGUUCAAGGAUGGAAACACGGUCCGUAGUUUCAAAGCUAAUUUAGGAUGGAUUGGAGGUAAACAGCUGCAGAUUUUUAAUCUGACCUCUCUAGCAAAAUCAGAAGAUAUUUUGUCUGCCACUUUACAUUAUUAUGUAGGUGACCUUGUAAACAACACUAGGUGCCCUUACUUAAAUGGCUGCAAUCAUCACUUUCACAGAAAACAAGUCAACAUUGAUCUUUCCAUCUGGGUUUUUGGCAUUGUCAACAAUAAUACCAAAAUCCUGGGCCAUUAUGUGAUAAGUACAUCUACUUUUUAUCGAGACUUUCUCUCUUGGCAAUGGAAAGACAUCACACGUGUGGUCAACAAUGCCAAGUCAAAUGAUGACUUGUUGAUUGGAAUUGAGAUCAUGUCAUCUGGUCCAACCUUUUGGAAGCAGUUGCUUUCAAAGCUUCCACCCUAUAUAUUGGUGUAUGCCAAUGAUUCCACAAUUUCAGAACUGGACAGUGUGGUGAGCACCCUUCAGAGACAGCGGGGAUCAAUUGUUACCAAAAUGCAGAAUUUCGGAAUCAGUGCUGCAAACAGAACAUUCGAAAUGAGGAGGAAACGGUCCGCUAACUUACUCAUGCCCUUGCAUAAUAAUGAGUUACCCGGAGCAGAGUAUCAGUACAAUGAGGCUGACACAUGGGAGACAAGGAAGCCUUAUAAAAAGCUACAUCCUCGGCCAACAGACCAGCAGAGGAAAGGAAAGCAGAGGAAGGGCAACAGACAGAAAUCACAAACUCUGCAGUUUGAUAAGCAAACAUUGAGGAAAGCAAGACGGAGACAAUGGAAUGAGCCCAGAAACUGUGCCCGUCGCUACCUGAAAGUGGAUUUUGCAGAUAUUGGAUGGAGUGAGUGGAUAAUCUCCCCCAAGUCUUUUGAUGCCUACUAUUGUGCAGGUGCUUGCCAGUUCCCCAUGCUAAAGUCAUUGAAACCCUCCAAUCAUGCUACGAUUCAGAGUAUAGUACGGGCAGUGGGCGUGGUUCCAGGGAUACCAGAACCAUGCUGCGUACCUGAGAAGAUGUCAUCAUUAAGCAUCCUAUUUGUUGAUGAAAACAAAAAUAUUGUCCUGAAGGUCUACCCAAACAUGACAGUGGAAUCAUGUGCUUGCAGAUAACUUCACGGGCAAGAUGUUCUUUGAUUUUUGGGUUUGCACUGCAUUUUUGUUUUUUUUUCAUUUUGAAUGAAAAAAGGAAGUCUUCCAAUAAACGAAAACCCAAUGGUGUCUUUGGAUGAAAAGAUCUGAAAGAUAUCGUUUUCUUGAGAGUCCCAAACACCUGCAUUAAAGAUGCAAAUUUUUUGAAGUAAAAGCACAUGGAGGUAUCAGAGCCCUGUGUCUAGAAUUCAGAUUCUGAAAUGGAGCUCCAUUUACUGUAGAUUUCUUUUAAGUUUUUAAAGACAAAUUGAUAGAAAUUGCUGUUGCACUUCGACAGAUGCUCUUUCAUGGCUGUCAUGUGGUUAAUUCCACUUCUCCCACCCACCAGCACCCACUGGCUCCCCCUUGCAGCCAGUCUCACAGUGUGAUGAACAUUUUGAUUCAUCCUUUGCAUUUUAUUCCAGUACUAUUAAAUAAUUAAGUAAUUUGAAAUAUAACACAGUAAUGUGAAUCAAUGGAAAUGUAUUAUUAGAAAAACAAUCAAUUUAUUUGUUAAUUUACCUUACAAUUCACAUGUUCUGUGCAUAAUGUUUUAUUUAAUUUUAAUUGUCAACACUUUUUAAUGCAUAUUGCUGAAAAUAUUGCAUGGUAUUCAAGCAGGUUUUUUCAAACAAACAAGGAAAAUCUGUACUCAGAGGUGACAGGAUGGUUGCAGGAUGUUUUCUGGAGCUGCCAAAUACAGGCCAGGUAAAUCUGUAGCACAUCAGGAAACAUUAGUAAUCAGCGGACCUGCAAUGAUUCAGAGGUGUCCACUCUAGAUACAAAUGGACAAAAGAAACAACUCCCUGGAAUUAUGUCAUUGAGUUUAACAAUAUUUAUGGUCUGUCAGUAAAAUGGAUGCAGCACUUCUCUUGCCACCUUAAGACCCUCCUGAUAUUAAUCCAAAAAACAAGAGAGAGAUAAGACCGCUGCAGCUGCAAGACCUGCCCUCUGUUGAGGCAAUGAAUUGGUCUCUUCAAUAAAGUUGCAGUAAUGUGGUUGAUAUAAUUGCCCACAUGGUUAGUCAAUUAAGUCAAAACUGUUAAUUAUUUGUAAUUUGAUUGGAGGUUCUAUUAUUCACCAUUUAAUGUUGUUUUAACCAAGCAUUUACAUAUAAGUAAAUACAGUGUAACUCUGAUAAUGCUGAUCUGAUUGUUCAGAAAUCCCAGUGUUUCAGCAUCUGAUUUACCCGGUGCGAACUCUCAGUUCCUGCGCACCUUUUAAACUCGCCAGGGCCCCAGUUCCUAUGCUUUCUUUAAAUUUACAGAUGUCUUUCGAAAAUUUUACAAUACCACUGUACAAUAUCUUUUUUAAAAAGUGAAUUAAAAGUGUGUUGGAACAUCAAUUGGAAAAUCUGCUUGUUUGGUAUCACCAAUGUUCUGAGCAUUCUGGAUUAAUGGAGUUUAAAUCUUUGAUAAUCUGUAGGAUUAUUAAAAAAACAUACAUCUCCACCCUCACCCAUCCAGAGAUUUAAACAGCCCUUCCUGUUGAGGCAAUAAUUCGUGUGCACCCCCUCCAGCCUCGAUUACUGCAAUCAGUGCUCUCAUUAUGACCCCCUCUACAUCACCGCAACAAAGAGCAGGCCAGGCAACCGGUUUGCAGGGCACCUGUGCCCUGUCUGUAAAGGCCACCCUGAACUCCCGGUUGCAAACCUUUUCAACUCCCCUUCCCAGUCCCACACCAACCUGUCCAUCCUCAGCCCUCUCCACUGCCAGGGUGAGGCCCAAUGCAAACUAUAAGAACAACACCUCAUUUUCUCUCAGAAUCUGUCUCUCUCUCUCUCUCUCUCUCUCCCCCUCUCCUGGUUCCAUCUUCCUACAACCCACACACUUCACCCACUGGCCUCCUCCCGCACUUGCUUCCAUCGGCCUUUUAUCUCUUCCUUAAAUGGUUCCCAUUAUCACCUUCUUUACUUAUCAGAUUCCAGCACUUGUAGCCUUUGUGUCCCCGCUUAUCACCCACCUGCUUCUGUCUGCUAACUCCACCCUUCCCCUUCCCCACCUAGCUCCUUCUGCCCAUCAUCCCUCUCCUCUCCUCGGUCCACCUGUCACCUACCAGCCCCUAUCUCACCCCUCCCACUCUCCUCUUUAUACCAGCUAUCUCCCCUCUCCACUCUAAAUCCUGAUGCUGGGUUUUGAUCCGAAAUGUCAACAGUUCCUUUCACCUCUACAGAUGCUGCCUGACCUGCUGAGUUCUUCCAGCAAUUUGUCUUUUACUGAGACAAAAUAUAUCCUUCAUUAAUUAUGCUUAAAUAUGCUGCAACUUUGUCUUUUUUGGGCAGCUUUAUUUGAAUAAUUUGCAUAUUGAUGUAAGGAAGUCAUUUGUGGACAUGUCAUAUCAAUGUACUUGUAAAGAAUAAAGGAAAUACUUAUUUCAUCAUUAAGAUAAGGUUGAAGAUGCUGAUGAAUUAAAUGCAGUUUAAGUUUAGCCACUGAUGGAAUUUCUAAACAUUUCAAAUAAGAAAUGAAGCAGUGAGUUUAGCUGCAGAUCGUCACAAUGAUGGUAGCUAUGCUUACUUUUCAGAAGCACAUCCGACAA